AUGUCAUCUGAACUUGAUGUAUUAAUCACUGAGCUUGAAGCUAAGAAAACUGAUGAGAAAACUAGGCUUGAAGCAUUGAGACAGAGCUUCGCUGAGCUUGAGGCUAGAAUUUUAAAACUAGAGCAAGAUCAGGCAGAAAGAGAAUCUAAGAAAAAUCGCAAAUUCCAGACUAGAUGCAUCCAGAUAGCUAAGGAAAUUCUUAAUGAUGAACCUAUAAUCGAAUAUCACCCUUCUUUCUUGAAUGGAUUAGAGCUUGACGCUUUCUUCCAAAAACAUCAAAUUGCGUUGGAACACAGCUGGUAUAAGGAUGUUAAGAAACUCGAAGACAUCGUUAAUCGUGAUCGGCAAAAAAGAUGCGUGUGUCAAGAUAAUGGAAUCUUUCUGCUUGAGACUGAUAUAGAAAUUUAUAUUGCCAACGUCCCCACCACGUUAAUAUACCGUAUAGAAAAAAACUUAAAUUGUUCCAACCUUGUUCUUUAG
Racocetra persica is the source of this 480-nucleotide messenger RNA. The record is from the annotation of a GenBank genome assembly. Lineage: Eukaryota; Fungi; Glomeromycota; Glomeromycetes; Diversisporales; Gigasporaceae.